This is a messenger RNA of Mya arenaria, 1095 nucleotides long. Its product is annotated as sushi, von Willebrand factor type A, EGF and pentraxin domain-containing protein 1-like. Lineage: Eukaryota; Metazoa; Mollusca; Bivalvia; Myida; Myidae. The transcript is spliced from 8 exons. The record is from RefSeq and is a predicted model, not a curated record. Bases 1 to 1095 code for a protein of 364 amino acids.
AUGAAGAAAGUUACAAGCUCAGUCACAUUUGUAAGCACGAUGUUGCUCGAGAGUGUGGUCAUGUUUUCAACCUGUCCCGCGCUCGAGAAUCCGGAGAAUGGUUUGGUGGACGUCAAUGGAAACUUCGCUUCUUACACGUGCGAUACCGGAUACAGAAUCAACACCACCGUCAACUUCCGCCAGUGCGAUACCGGCGCCGAUUGCGGAACACCGACUGAGCCAACAGGAGGCUAUGCUAAUUACACAGAUACAACAUAUGACGCGACAUUGACGUACGGAUGUGAUACCGGAUACAACUUUACGUCGGGAGACAGUAGUUCCACGUGUACAGUCGCGCAGACGUGGAGCGGAACGGUCCCCACGUGCACAAUUAUCGACUGCGGCAGCUUGGAAAGUCCAGAUAACGGUAGUGUGGCUCUAACAACAACAACGUUCAACUCGACCGCGAGUUAUACGUGCAACACAGGGUACGCUCCGGAUGGUGUAUUCGAGGUCACAUGCCAGACUAAUGGAAGCUGGAGCGGUGACCAGCCUACUUGUACUAUUAAAGAUUGUGGCAGUUUAUCGGACCCAACGAAUGGAACAGUCACAUACACUUCAACGACGUACAAUUCUGUUGCGUCAUUUCAAUGUGAGACAGGGUUUGAAUUACAAGGAAGCGCCACGAUUUCUUGUCAGUCUAAUAACACAUGGGAAACGCAGCCAGUGUGUGUCAUCAAAGAUUGCGGGAGUCCCAGUCAGCCAACCAAUGGAAAUGCAACAUCGUCAUCAACUUUAUUUGGAUCAGUAGUGACUUACACAUGUAAUGAAGGCUAUACGCAGGCUGGAGCCACCUCUGCCACAUGUCAGGAAGAUGAAAAUUGGAGUGCAGGCCCGCCUACAUGUACAAUUGUUGAUUGCUUGGCCCUGGAAGCCCCCGACAAUGGACAGGUGAACUUUGACCCUGGCACCACGUAUCUGAAGUUUGCCACGUACAACUGUGAGACUGGCUACUCGCGUAAUGGGGUCAAUUUGGGCAAGCGAGCAAAUGACCAAAAAGCUCUUGGGCGCUUCAUGGAAUUUGCUUACAUGCUCUACUGGCUUCAUGCAGCAUAA